Molecule: messenger RNA, 1320 nt
Organism: Dictyostelium purpureum
Lineage: Eukaryota; Evosea; Eumycetozoa; Dictyosteliales; Dictyosteliaceae
Exons: 3
Coding region: 1-1320 (439 amino acids)
Source: RefSeq, a predicted model, not a curated record
AUGAAAGAUUACUAUAACAUCAAUGAUUUUUCAACAGUUUUUGAUUUUAUUAAUAAAGUAUCAGCCAAAGAAAAUACAUUUAAAAAAUCAAUUUCGGAAUUGAUAGUAGCUAUUAGAGGUUGUACCAAAGAUAUUUCAUCUCUUGGAGAAUGUGUCACUAGUUAUAUUUCAUCUGAAUACUCAUCUAACGGAAUCAUAAAGUUCUUAGAACUAUCACAUCAAGUAAACCUUAAAAACCAACUUUCAUUUAUUCAAGAAAUUAAAGCUUUAAAUAUUGAUAUUAUUUCAAAGACAAUGAAUAAAUCUGAAAUCAUCAAAAAAUCAAAUAAUAAUUGUAGGCUCUACAUUCUCAACUUCUACAAUUCAACAAGAACAAUGAGCCAAACAUGGGAUCCAAUUUAUAUUUCAACUUUUAUUGCCAAAUAUAAUGAAAAGAGAACAAACACAAAAUUUGCAAUCAUUGAUCUUGAAAUUCAUAACUCUUCACCAAACCAAGAGAAAUCACCUAAUGAUAGUACAUCUAAAGUCCCAUUUAUUGAACUAUAUAUUAAUCAAAAGCUAAAGCAAUCAAAUUUCAAAAUUAACCAUUUCUCAAAUUUUGCUGAGCGUUUUAAAGAAACUGAUUUCAAUUUUAAUUAUAAAGCUCCAAUGGAUACACCAUUUUUAAGACUAAAGUGCCCCUGUAAAGAUUGUUCAAAGGUUCCGAAAGAGUGGAAAUGUCUUAUUUGUGAUGAAGAUUUAAAGUAUAGCACCAAAACUCUUUAUUGUGAAUGUGGUUCAUAUCCAGUAACCAGCUGUUCUUAUAAAUGUUGUGAACCAGAGCAUGAUCAACCAACCACUGUUUGUACAAACCUUACUUGUGUAAAAAUUAGUAAGGAUGAAGAUGGUAAUGAAAUCAUUCACUAUGCCCAAAGAUGCCACGUUGGUUGUUAUGACGCUGGUCCAGCCUUUAUGUACAAAUCUGACAACUUAAAAAAUUGUUGGGCUAUAGAUAAAAAAAAUUCAAUUACUGGCUAUGUCGAUACUGUAAUUGAAUAUUUGAAAAUGUGUAUCAAAACUGUAGAUCCUAUGACAGAUAGAACUUAUAAAAAAUCACUCAAAAAGAAUUUAUUAAUUUUUGAAGAACAAAAUAGAAUUUUACAACCCGCCGUAAGCAACUGUAGUGAAUUAAUUACUGUCGACCAAGUCCCUGUAUUAAUUGAAAAAUUAAAGAAACUUCCGAUCAAUGGUCCAACAUUAAAACUUCACAUUGAAGGUAAUGAGACUGAUCAAAUGACCUCAAACUACAAACCAAUUGUAAUUAGACCAAAAGAAAAAUAA